Molecule: messenger RNA, 498 nt
Organism: Blepharisma stoltei
Lineage: Eukaryota; Ciliophora; Heterotrichea; Heterotrichida; Blepharismidae
Source: the annotation of a GenBank genome assembly
AUGUCAAGCUUAAAGUCAUUGACACUUAUUCUAUUUUUAGCAUAUAUAAAUAGAGCUGAAGCAUAUACUAAUGCAGAACUCGGAGUAUUUUUAGGUUUUGUAUUUGCAAUUUUAUUAACAAUUGCGAUAAUUCUCUUUUGCAUCAUGAGGAAGAAGUUUGGAGUUCCACAAAAAAAGCCUGACUCGCCCUCCGUGAGCAAACAAAACCAUUGGAAAAAUUCCUAUUUUUGCCCAAAAACAAAAAAAUGACAUAUAAGUUUAAUUAGUAUAAGAAAUCUCAAGCUAAUUCUUUUUAAUUUCGAGUAAAUUGCAUUUUAAAACAUAAAUUUUACAAAUUUUUUGCAAAUUGAAAUUUUUUAAAUUUGGAAAAAGAAAAUUUUACUAUAAAAUUUAUAUAAUUGUUUUUAAAAAAAAUGAAUCGCCUUCGUAAGCGAACAAAAUUUUUUGUUUGUCAAGGAGGGGAGUGAGAUGCUUAUCAGCCUCGAAGAGAAAGAUUAA